Messenger RNA from Mugil cephalus (flathead mullet), 2470 nucleotides. RefSeq names its product RIB43A domain with coiled-coils 1 (gene ribc1). The coding region runs from base 200 to 1333 and encodes 377 amino acids. The transcript has 9 exons. NCBI's taxonomy places the organism in Eukaryota, Metazoa, Chordata, Actinopteri, Mugiliformes, Mugilidae. The record is from RefSeq and is a predicted model, not a curated record.
GAAUUGGAGUAUUCGUUUGGACUUGUUUGUUCUGCUAAUUUCCUCAAGGUUGAAACAUUGAAACCGCAACACUACUACCAAGGAAGUGCAGUCGUUACCAUGGUGACCAAAAACCUCGAAACAAAACGGGACACAAGGUGCGAGGCAGCUUCUUCCAUUAGAUAAUUUGGGUUAAGGAAACCCGCUAGAAACUGGAAACAUGUACAAGGUGGAUUUGCCUGUAGACCAGUCGAUAGAGAAGGUGGAGAGGCGAAGGUCUGCAGAAACAGCACGCAAGGCACGCAUCUACAACACCAGGCUUCGUGUGAUGGGCCUCGAUCUAGAUACUUUGAACCAACAGGUUCAGGAGAAAAAGCAUCAACAGCACAUGGAGAAACAACGGGACAAAGCCUUUGAAAAGCUGAGAAAAUUUCAAGAUGAAGCACUGCUGCUGCAAGACAUUGGUGAAAAAGAGAAGCGAGAAGCAUUGCAUGUUGACUUGACCCAGUACUGGGCCACUCACCAGCGAAUGGAGGACUCUCGCGAUGCUGAUCUCAACUGUGGCCUGAAGGGGGCAUUCAAGAUCACCCUUCCAGAGAGUGAGCUGGGGCCUGCCAGUAUGCAUGUCUUUCAGGGAGAGGAUAUUGAAGAGAAGCAAAGGAGAAGAGAGCAAAUGAAAAAGACAGAGAGAGAUCUGCGAGCACAGAUGGAAGACAAUGAAAGAAGGCACAUGGGAGACAAGCACAGAGAGAUCCUCGGGAGCAGAGAGCUGGUGCAUCAAGACCUAAGGGGGGCUGAGCAAGCCGCAAUGGAGGAGGAGUGUAGGAGAGCAGCCCGCAUCGCUCUCAACAACUACAAUCAAGCUCUGGCUGCGGAGCGAGCCGAGAGACUGGCGGAGCAGCGCAGGAGAGAGGAAAGCGCGAAUCUCGCAGAGAUGUGGCAUACGAUGACAUCCGACCUGAUGACAGAGUGUGCAGAGGCAGCAGGCGGCCAGGCGGGAGGAGGGAGGCCCGAACACGUUCUGCCAGACAGGUGGAAGGGGAUGAGCUCCGAGCAGCUGAGUGCCAUCCGCAGGGAGAGAGAAGGACAGCGCCUUCAGAGACAGAGACAACGUGAUGCUGAAAAGAUUCAAGACGCCUCCUGGGACCUCCACCUUCUGAAGCUGUCCAGUGAGGCAGAGGAGGAGGAGAGAAGAGCGGCGGAGCUGAGGAGAGCGCAGAGAGUGCAGAUGGACCAGUACAACAGGCAACUGGCCAGAGAGCAGCAGGCACAUCAGGAGUACCUGAAUAAGAAGCUGUACACCAACAAACCCACCAAGGACUACUUUUAUCAGUUCAACACCGGCUCCCGUUGACUUCCGCGCUCCUCACAGCAGCUUUUCCUGCGGUGACAAUGUGCUAAUAAAUCGACUGAUUGAUCAUCACCGCAGUCAGUGUGAAUAUAAUCAAGGUUAGUCAAUAUUUGCUGCUUAUCUUUACUGAUGAAUACUGGCAACUAUGUAACACUGACAAAGAAGGGACUAUUUUGUUUGGUACAGAUUGUUCCACGUACUUUAUUUUUUUCAGUCAUAUAUCCAGUUACAGUGGUAGAUUCAUUAUGCAGUUACAGUUAUUCAUUGGCCCCAUGUGUGGCACAAGUCCACCCAACUCCUACUGUCCAUCCUUGACACAUAGAGGCAUUGUCAUUGUGCUAGUACCGCACCCCAACGCACCACAAACAGUAGCAAAAGCUCCCUACCCUUCCUUGCCUCCCUUAUCUUCUCUCGCUCCCACUCAGGCCUUGUAGUUUAAUCCGUCUGCUUUUGAGUUCUGGAGCUCGCCUUAAACAUACCAGUUCAUUUUUAUUUGAUUUUUAUCUUUUAACUAUAAAAAAAAAGAAAGAAAGAAAGAAAGAAAAAACAACAACAGCGGAAAGGCAAAGGCCAGAGUCCCUCAUGAAACAUGAAAAGCAAAGAGUGAGUGGCAGUCGAGUGAGUAUCUGUGUGUGUACACUCAUUCCUCAUUCAAUGCUAACAUUUGCCCCCAAACACUGACAAACACAGAUGUUUAGCAGCAGAUAGUUGAGUUACAAUAUUGGCAUAUUUUGUGUCAUUCAUCGCUCCUGUAUGAAAAUAGAUUUUUUUUUUUUAAAAGCUUUAUUUGUCCUGAGUGUGUCUGUUUUACCAACAACAGGGAGCUUACACACACCUCCUUCAACACCACUAGCCUUUUUAGACAUCCCAUAUACUACCUCAGUGACUGUCAGACGAUGUUUGACCAAGCUUUUGUUUUAGUAGGGAGAGCAUUGCAUAUAGGUACUCCCUGUCGUAUGCACUAGCUGGCUGGCCCGGCACAACUGCUUCAGACAAAAACUCCACAGAUAUUCACUGCACUGCAACGCAUUGCUGGAUGGUUAUGGGCAUGAACGCAACCUUUCACUAAAUGACACUAAUGUACAAUUUUUUUUUUUUUUUUUUUUUUGAUUUUCAAAUUCUUGAUAUGUUUGCAAACAU